AUGGCCCCCGGGCGGUUCGCCCGGCCGUCGGUCAAUUGGACGGCGAUUGCCGAACACAUGCGGCCGGCCGAGAAACCCGCUUACCUGGCGUUCAAAGCCAAGUCCGACGGGUACCUACGGAAAAUGUCGGCGUUGCCGGCGGCCCCGCCGCAAAUCGAUUGGGCCGCGUACCGGCGCGAAAUCGCCGCGCCCGGUCUGGUGGACGCCCUAGAGAAAUUGUACGGCGCCGUUAAAAUCCCGUAUCCGGAAGACGUGUACACCGCGACAAUCGACAAACUCGAAACGGAGACCGACAGGGACAUCGGGGAGUUCAAAGCGGAAGCGGACGCGGUCAUAAAAAAACACGAAACGAGAAUCCGAGAAAUUGAGAAUAUGUUGCCGUUCGGCCAAAUGACGUUCGAAGACGCCGCUUACGUCGAGCCCGAGUUGGUGUUGGACAUGGAGAACAAACCGUCGUUCUGGCCGCACGAAGACAUCGAUAGGUUAUAG
Messenger RNA from Cinara cedri, 489 nucleotides. The record is from the annotation of a GenBank genome assembly. NCBI's taxonomy places the organism in Eukaryota, Metazoa, Arthropoda, Insecta, Hemiptera, Aphididae.